AUGAACAACCACGCCCAAGACUCCGUGGUCAACGGACCAGAGUUCAAGGACGAGAAAGCCUCUGACAUAUCGCCAACCCCGCCUCUCAAGGUAGAGGAUGUCGAACAAAAUGGAUCAAUGGUCGAGAUUGAUGCAGCCACUGAAGCAAGACUAUUGAGAAAGCUGGACAUUCGCAUCGUACCCAUGAUCUGCUGGAUCUACUUGAUGAACUUCAUGGACCGAGUCAACAUUGGCAAUGCUCGUCUUUACGAAAUGGAGGCAGAUCUUGGUAUGGACCCAAACACCAACCAAUUCCAGAUUGCAGUAUCUAUUCUAUUCGUCACCUACGUCAUAUUUGAGACACCUUCGAACCUCAUCUUAAAGCGAAUGAAGCCGGCGCGGUACCUAGCCGGUCUGAUGUUUAUGUGGGGCUUAGUAGCCACAUUCUCAGCCUUUGUCACCAACUUUGCUGGGCUCGUAGCUUGUCGCCUUCUCUUAGGCAUGUUCGAAGCAGGUCUAUUUCCGGGCGUCAUUCUCUACUUGAGUAUGUUCUACAAUCGGCGCAAUGUCAGUCUGAGGCAAGCGUGGUUCUAUGGCACAUCUGCACUAGCAGGUGGAUUAGGGGGUGUCGUUGCGUAUGCUAUCGGUGAGAUGGAUGGCGUAGGUGGUUGGAAUGGAUGGCGCUGGAUCAUUGUCAUUAAUGGUAUCCCAACCGUCCUAACCGCCAUUGCUGUACCUUUUGUCCUUCCGAACAGCCCAGAGACCGCGAGUUUUUUGACCGAAGAGGACCGACGAAACCUAGUCUUGCUUCGCAUGAGGGAGAUUGGCCAGACGACAGCCGGUCAAGAGUUACUGAAAGAAGAUGUUAUGAAGGGUGUAAAAGACUGGAAGGUAUACGCCUACGCCGUCGCUCAAUUUGUUGGGCUUGGCAUGCUUUACAGCUUCUCAGUGUUCCUACCCACUAUUAUCAAUGGCCUUGGAGGCGGGUGGAAUCGCCAGGUGGUUCAGGCUUUGACUAUUCCUGUAUAUAUUGCCGGGUUCAUCACCUACGUCGCAGGGGCCUACUACAGUGAUAAGACUCAAAACCGAGGCUUGUUCUGCAUCGCCGGGCUUACUGUCAGCAUGAUUGGAUACAUCUUCCUCAUCGCUAACAAAGGGCUUGGUCUCAGCUUCGCCGGCUGCUUCAUCGUCGCUCUCGGUUUAUGGGUAGCCACCGGUAUCGCCUUCUCCUGGAUCGGCGUGAACAACCCGCGAUAUGGGAAGCGAGCCUUUGCCAGCGGUAUGCAAAUUACCAUCGGUAACUGCUCAGGUGUUGUGGCGCCUUUCUUGUACGCCGCCGAGGACGCUCCUGAGUUUACUGCUGGCUACGGAGCGACCAUCGGACUGCUGGCACUUGGUAUCGCCAUCUAUGUUGCGCUGCAUCUCUACUUCCGGAUGAAGAACCAACGCAAGCUUUCUGGUAAAGAGGAUUGGAGGAUCGAGGGGAAGACUGAGGAGGAGAUUGCGGAGAUGGGCGAGGAUAACCCGAGCUACACCAUAGAACCUACAGAGCACCAAAACGAGCUCUUUGGUGCAACGCACGAUACAAAGCUUCGAGGAACAAAUUGCGACGAGAUGGAGCCAGUAGAACGCAAGUACGACGACUUCAAUUCUCUGAAUCGCCAUAGUAGUAGGCACAGUUCAUCGUCAAGCCAAACUACAGUCCUAUCAGACAGAUCCAGCUCUACACGGGCAGCUGAUCAGAAGGAAGAACCGGAUCCGCAUGACAAACCAUCCACCGAAAAGGAGGAGAAUACUGAGGUAGAUGACACCGAACGUCAGUUUGACAGUGGGUAUGAAGGAGGUGAAGAGAGUCAAGGGGAAGGAAGUGAGACGUCUAGUCACACAUUAGGACGGUCGGAGGGUUCCAGCUGUACUCUGGGACGAGUCAAGGAUGAGGACCAUGACAUGAAGAGUGGUGAGAAUGGGGACGAGCACACGAAAGAAGUGAUCAUCAUCGUCGAAAUGGAGGGUAUAGACUCUUUCGAAGGUCGCAUCGCCAAUUUACUUACUAUGGCGAUAGCAAUGGGUGAUCACCGCCGCCUUCUGUCUGUAGCCCUCUCCCAGAAGCAAUGGCAGUGGACAUGCAAUCUCUUAGCAUCGGAACGUAUCUCCGCGCCAAUGGUUCAUCCCACGGAGCAGAAGCGGAAGCGCGAUUUGUUCCUUUCGGGUAGGAAGCAUGGCACUGUGACCCAGACGGUGCUUGUGAAGCAGAUGACAAAUGGCUCGGCGGCUACACAGGCCAGUGGAGGGGCCUUCUGA
Molecule: messenger RNA, 2280 nt
Organism: Alternaria burnsii
Lineage: Eukaryota; Fungi; Ascomycota; Dothideomycetes; Pleosporales; Pleosporaceae
Product: mfs general substrate transporter
Exons: 8
Coding region: 1-2280 (759 amino acids)
Biological process (GO): transmembrane transport
Cellular component (GO): membrane
Molecular function (GO): transmembrane transporter activity
Source: RefSeq, a predicted model, not a curated record